CAACCUUUUUACUGUUUCUCAUCAAACAAAUCUUGCCUCUUGCAAAAAUUUCUUCGAAUCCUCCCAAACCUCUUGCAAAAAAAAAGUUCGCAUCUUUGAGAAGAAGACAAUGGCUCGUACGAAGCAAACCGCAAGAAAGUCCACCGGAGGAAAAGCUCCCAGGAAGCAGCUCGCCACAAAGGCUGCAAGAAAGUCUGCACCGACCACCGGAGGAGUGAAGAAGCCUCACCGUUACCGUCCAGGAACCGUGGCUCUUCGUGAGAUUAGAAAGUACCAGAAGAGUACGGAGUUGCUGAUCCGUAAACUCCCGUUCCAGCGUCUUGUUCGCGAGAUUGCUCAGGACUUUAAGACGGAUCUGAGGUUUCAGAGCCACGCGGUUUUAGCUCUUCAGGAGGCGGCGGAGGCUUAUCUUGUGGGUCUGUUCGAGGACACCAAUCUCUGUGCCAUUCACGCUAAGAGGGUUACCAUCAUGCCCAAGGAUAUUCAAUUGGCCAGAAGGAUUCGUGGAGAACGUGCUUAAGAUGUAGUUUUCCCCUAUUCAGUUUAGAUUAUGAUUAGUUUAUCUUUGGCUUUUCCCUUUGGUUUUUCUUUUUUUCAAAGUACAUGUUAGAUCAAAACAAUGAUAUAAUCUUUUAAUUAUUAAUGAAGCUUCUUUGUUUAUCAA
This is a messenger RNA of Brassica oleracea var. oleracea, 664 nucleotides long. Its product is annotated as histone H3.3. NCBI's taxonomy places the organism in Eukaryota, Viridiplantae, Streptophyta, Magnoliopsida, Brassicales, Brassicaceae. The record is from RefSeq and is a predicted model, not a curated record. Gene Ontology annotation, cellular component: nucleosome. The transcript has 2 exons. Gene Ontology annotation, molecular function: protein heterodimerization activity; DNA binding; structural constituent of chromatin. The coding region runs from base 110 to 520 and encodes 136 amino acids.